This is a messenger RNA of Chondrus crispus (carragheen), 420 nucleotides long. RefSeq lists its product as hypothetical. The transcript has a single exon. Bases 1 to 420 code for a protein of 139 amino acids. NCBI's taxonomy places the organism in Eukaryota, Rhodophyta, Florideophyceae, Gigartinales, Gigartinaceae. The record is from RefSeq and is a predicted model, not a curated record.
AUGGUCGUCGAGGUGGCCGUGUGCAGGAGGCGAAGCUUGUACGACAUAUUUUUUUUUUUGGGGGGGAAGGGGAAGAGGGAGCACAAGGGGGAGAGAGGAGGUAGUGGUGGUAAGGGGGGCGGGGGGAAGGGGGAGGGAGAAUGGAAUGCAGAAGGGCAAGGGGAGUGGAAGAGGGAGCACAAGAGGGAGAGAGGAGGUAGUAAAGUGUGGCAGGAAGCAGUGGAGGAGGUGGUGUGGAGAGGGCGUGUCUCACGACGCGUACCCUUGAAGGGUAGGCGCAGGGCUAUUUACUGUACAACAGAGCUAAGACCCGCCCAGGGAGAAGCCGGGGCAGGGCAGACAGGGGGAUUGCAAGGAGGCAAUAUGGGAAGGAGGAGGGGAACGGCGUUUCGUUGGACGGGGGAGGGUUUGGGAGAUUGA